AUGUCUAAACUUGAGCGUUUGAACGCCCGGGUGGCCAGACUCCUGACCGAAGCCGUGCAGGAGGUUCUGGAGGUGGUGAAGGAGACGGUGUCAGAGUACCAGGAGAAAACAGCCAGGACACAGAGAGAGAACGAGAGUCUGAAGAGGAGACUGCAGGAGCUCCAGGACAAGAUACCAAAAGAAAGCACCCAUGAGAACACAUAUCAUUUUUCUGUCCUGACUUCAAGUGGGCCAUCAGCAGAGGAGUGCGACACAACAGCGAAGCAGGAUCGGCGCAUCAUUCAGAAGCAUGACUCGGAUGUUAUUGCUCUCGCAGAGCAAAACAGCAACCAGCUCAACUAUGUCUUGAAGCAGGAGACUAAAGAAAAAGACAGCCACAGCGGUAUUCAGACACAAGCUGAGUCCAAGUUGGCGCAAACGUCCACAGACCACCACAAAGUACAGCUGGCAGAUGCACCGCACAACUUAGAGGGGCAGCGUAUGCCGUCUGAAACCAGGGACGCCGGCGCAGACCCUUACUCCAGCACACUGUUUGGGUUAAACAUGGCUGCUAUCAAAAGUGAAUCAGAGCCCACAGACUGCAUGUCAUCACAACAACCAUGUCUUCAAUCUCAGUACACCGGCUGCAUGGAUUUAAGCUGCAACUCCUCUCGUCACACCUCUACCGAGACCCUCAGGCCGCAAGCUAGCGCCGAGCCUUAUGGACUCGUUUUUGUUCGUUCAAAUCACAUGGCACACAGGAGGCAUGGAUUAGCAAAGAACACCAGGGCCAGUUUGGACGGCAGACAGAUCAGGAUGGAGCACCUCAGGAGAGACGGCUUCCACUUGUGCGUGGUCUGUGGAAAGACGUUCAGCAGGGUCGGGAACCUGAGAAUCCACCAGCGCUGCCACACAGGAGAGAAGCCGUACGGCUGCGUCCAGUGUGGAAGGCGCUUCAGUCAGGCGGGAGACCUGAAAAAACACAAAAGGGUCCACACGGGUGAGAAGCCGUACUACUGUAGCCAGUGUGGAAAGAGCUUCAGUCGUGGGGAAAACCUCAAAAGACACCAGAGGAUCCACAUCGGAGAGACGCUGCAGUUGCAGCAAGCGUGUCAGGAGCAGCGGUAGUGAUUACAGCACUGAGUCGAGUGCACAUCAAUAAAAUCAGCAGAGUUUUUUGUUUCUUUUUUAGAGAUUUUUAAAGGUUGAUUUUUGACCUGUGAUCCUAGUUUUAGAAACAGUUGCAGUGUAUUUAAAUUGUUGCUAACUGGAGCUGUUGGAAGGCUCCUUUGUUUGUCACGCUAAGCAUGGAGAAGCCAGGCGUCUGUUUUUUACCCUCUUAACCAAAUAGGGGAAGUCUUAAAAAAAUGCAUACUCUCUAUAUCUGAUAUAUCUGGUAUAUCAUAUCCGUGCAGUGUUACUUUGGUGACACAACUCAACCGAGUGUUGAAAUUGUAAUAACAGACGGCAGCAGAUGGGCUUCCAUGCAUUGUUGUAACUUGCAAGAAUAUAUAUGUCAGUGCUCAAGAGAAGGAUCUUAAACAGGAAGCUUCUGUCACCUUUCAGCUAAUUACGUUCUCAAGGUGCUACACAGGACAUAUAAAUAAACACCGGGCAUCAGUGUGGUUUACACAGGGUGUAUCAAAAGAGUCAUCCAAUUUGGAAAGGCUGUAUUUUUUAAAGAAACAGUGUUUCAGUCAUUACAGGUGAACGACUGAACAGUUAAAGCACUUUGACAACAGAUUAUUCCUUUUGAUACACCCUGUGUAAUGAAUAAAGCUAGAAAUGUAAAAAGAAAGGCACAAAAGCAUGCAGGUUUAUAUAUAAAUGUGAGCUUUUCAUUUAGAUCGAGAGAUGUUAAGAUUUUAUUGGAGCUACAUUUGAAACAGCUUGUAAAGAAACAAGAGUCUGUAAAUCUCCAGCGAUACAUUUGUAUGGCCUGUGAAAUCGAAUCGAACUUAUGUAUGCUAAAAAUGUGUUUAUAUGUAUGUCUUGUGAAGGUCCGAGGGAAUGUGACUUCUAAAAGUUGGGUUGUGCCCAAAUGUUUCAUAAACACUGCUGC
This is a messenger RNA of Haplochromis burtoni (Burton's mouthbrooder), 2041 nucleotides long. RefSeq names its product zinc finger and SCAN domain-containing protein 2. The record is from RefSeq and is a predicted model, not a curated record. The coding region runs from base 1 to 1107 and encodes 368 amino acids. NCBI's taxonomy places the organism in Eukaryota, Metazoa, Chordata, Actinopteri, Cichliformes, Cichlidae. The transcript has 2 exons.